AUGAACCACACCUAUGUAUCACUUUACUUAGUAAACGCCGCCAUGGACAAUGUGUAUACUGCGUUGUCGAUAUCCUUAAUAGCUAAGCGAAGACUCGUCGUCUCAUGUGAGGACUCGUGUAAAGCAAUUCCGCAUUUUACAGCAGCUGUCUUGAAAAAUUGCGGGCUCGAGCCCGAAGAGUACACCGUGGUUGACUUGCUCCAGCACCAGACUCUAGAGGCGAUAGUCGACAAGCUGACUCUGGUUGCAAAAGACGGUAAGCGCUACUUUAAGCAGAUGAUCGUGUGGCAGAACUUACAGCGAUCUAGCCAGGAGUUGCAGAAGCAGUUGUACCAGAUGAUUCUACAAAUUGACCACUAUGAAAUGAACAAGGCCAAGUACAUGGACAACCCACCGGCCAGUGUCCACAUGGGCAAGAGCGUGGUCCAGAUUUACAAACCAGAGAUUUUUGCCAUUGUGCCAUUUCUCGAGUACCGUUUGUUUGACGAGGCGAAGCUCUACAUCUUUCUAAAGGAAAAAUUUUGGCAGAGCGUCAAUUUCCCCAAUUUCGACGAUGCAUCUAUUCCAGUCUCAGUCUCGGCUGGCUCGACCCUUGGCCCGGAUAGAUACAAGCCCACGAUCCUCGAGCUCCGAGCCAAGAUGGCGUCGGUCUUUAUAUCCCCGGAUAUCAAGGGCUACAUCUACUCCUUGAUUGUGUUUAUCCGGUGCCAUCGAAUGGCGUCGUUGGCCCCGAAACAAGUGCGGGUGCCCACCAUGACCAUGGACUAUGUCAAGGACUUUUGCCGCGCAUGGAUCCUAUGGAAAACUCACCUUUUGCAAAAGCCCACCGAGACCGAGCUUGCGUCGGCGGUUGACCGGUCAAAAACUCUGGCGCCCGCCAAGAAGGCCACUUUGACCGAAUUCACAACCAAAACCGAGCAAGAGGAAGAUCUUUUCGUCACCCCGGAAUAUGUCAAGCUUGCCGUUCACAAGAUCUGCUACUGGCUAGUUGAUUGGCAGUACAACAAGAAGUUUGCCGCUACCGACGAUCCCGAUCUCGAUGCCAAAGGUAAACUGGAAAAGGAGAUCAAAGAGGAGGAGAAACUGAUAGCAAACAAAAAGUUGGAGAUCAGCAUGCUCACGGGCGACUGGUACGGCAGUGAAUAUCUUUUCGUCAACGAGUACUUGAAGACGCAAAAGAUGGAGAAGGACUACAGCAGCCCCACCGGUUUCACUAACAAGAUUGUUGACGACUGUAUUCGAUCGGUAAGGCCCCCAUUGUAA
Messenger RNA from Lodderomyces beijingensis, 1263 nucleotides. Lineage: Eukaryota; Fungi; Ascomycota; Pichiomycetes; Serinales; Debaryomycetaceae. The record is from the annotation of a GenBank genome assembly.